AUGCUCCCUUGGGCUGUGGACGGGUCGAACCAAGAAACAAGAAAAGCCGCCUCCCUCUCACUUGACACAUUCGACCAACUCCUCCCCUCUCCCUUCGCCGGCGCCGGCGCUAAUCACUACCUGAAAAACCGUACACAGGCUCGCUCAACAUUCAAAGUAAGUCCAGCCAUGGAACUCGAAAUAAUGCCACCGAAAAAGCCCAAUUUCGACCCACUGAAAGCCCAUGAAAUCACAGAAGGCAGGCAGGCCGAGUUCCGGAAGGUUCCGGUCCCAGCCCACCGCCUCAAACCUCUGAAGGCCGCCUGGGAUAUAAUCUACAACUAUGUCUACGAGGUGAUGAAUGUGGACAUCCGCAUGAAUCUGAAGGCCCGUCGUGUGGAGCUCAAAAACAAGCCCGAAACUCCUGAUAUCGGCCACCUUCAGAGAUGCUCGGAUUUCGUUCAUGCCUUCGUUCUCGGGUUUGAGUUACGGGACGCGAAGCUUAUGCUGAAGCACGAUGAGCUGUACAUUGACUCUUUUGAGAUUAGGGAUGUGAAGAGACUGCGUGGUGAGCACUUGUCCCGUGCGGUGGGCAGGCUGUCGGGAAAAUCGGGUAAGACAAAGUUUGCAAUCGAGAACGCCACUAAGACCCGGAUUGUGAUUGCUGAUACGCGGAUUCAUGUGAUGGGACCUUUUGCCCGUAUUAAGAUCGCGAGGAGUUGUCUUUGUAGUCUGAUCAUGGGCUCGCCUGCAGCUAGGGUUUACUCCAAGCUGCGUCUUGUUGCCUCCAGGCUUGACAGCAUGGCCUAA
Molecule: messenger RNA, 789 nt
Organism: Striga hermonthica
Lineage: Eukaryota; Viridiplantae; Streptophyta; Magnoliopsida; Lamiales; Orobanchaceae
Source: the annotation of a GenBank genome assembly